AUGGCAGACGAGAAGCAUGCUGCCGUCAAGGACGCCAGCAGCAGUCCCGAGAGUCCAGCCUCUCUGCACCGCGGCUCUCUGCAGGUCGACCACAACCUGGCAUCGGAGGCCGAUGCUGCUGUCCUUGCGUCUAUGGGCUACAAGCAGGAGCUGAAGAGGAACUUCACCAUGAUCGAGGUCUUUGGUAUCGCCUUUGCGAUCAUGGGUCUUCUUCCUUCGAUCGCUUCUACUCUCAGCUACUCGCUUGCUGCUGGCCCGGUCGGACUUGUCUGGGGUUGGUUCCUGGCCAGCAUGUUUAUAUUCAUUGUCGGCCUCGCAAUGGCUGACUUGGGAUCUGCCAUGCCAACUUCGGGAGGCUUGUACUACUGGACUCACUACUUCUCGUCCGAGAAAUGGCGCAACCCUCUGUCAUUCCUGGUCGGCUAUUCAAACACUCUGGGCCUCGUUGGAGGACUCUGCUCUAUUGACUACGGUUUCUCGCUCAUGUUUCUUUCCGUCAUUGUGAUCUCGAGAGACGGCGAAUGGUCGCCAACAAAUGGCCAGAUCUACGGCGUGUUCGCGGCCACUGUAGCAACCCAUGGCGUCAUUGCUUCGGUUGCGGCCAAGGUCAUGGGCAAGCUUCAGACCGUCUUCGUUGUCAUGAACUUCAUCCUCAUCUUUGCGACCAUUAUUGCUUUGCCGAUUGGCACCGGCUCGAACCGAAAUGAUGCGUCGUUCAUCUUUACCAAGGUGGACAAUCUCACCACGUGGCCAGCCGGUUGGGCGCAUAUGCUUGCAUGGCUCAGCCCUAUCUGGACCAUCGGCGCUUUCGACUCAUGUGUUCACAUGUCCGAAGAAGCCGCGAACGCCACCAAGGCUGUGCCAUACGGCAUCCUCAUGAGUAUUGGGAGCUGCUGGCUCUUCGGAUGGAUCUGCUGUAUUGUCAUUGCAGCUUGCAUGAACCCCGACCCGGAGACUUUACUCGGCUCGGCCUACGGACAGCCGAUGGCACAAAUUUACUACGAUGCACUCGGCAAGAACGGCGCUCUGGGCAUGAUGUCCCUCUUAAUGAUCGUCCAGUAUCUCAUGGGCGUGAGCAUCUUGGUAGCGGCCUCCCGACAAUCCUGGGCAUUCUCCCGCGACGGAGCUCUGCCCUUCUCUGGCUACUUCCGCGUCAUCUCGAAGAGGUUCGGCUAUAUCCCGCUGCGCACGACUAUCGCCUGCGCGGUUUUGGCAGCAGUCCUCGGUUUGCUCUGCCUCAUCGCUCCGGCGGCGGCAGCAGCUCUCUUCUCCUUGGCGGUCGCUGGCAACAAUGUUGCUUGGGGCGUGCCUAUCUUUGCUCGUGUCGUUUGGGGUCAGCACAAGUUCACACCUGGACCGUUCUACACAGGCAAGCUCUCCGUUCCCAUCGCGUGGACGGCUGUCACGUUUCUCACUUUCGGCAUUCUGCUGUGCAUGUUCCCGGUCGGUGGUCCGAAUCCGACAGCGCAGACCAUGAACUACACUUGUGUCAUCAACUCGGCGGUCUGGGGAGGCGCUAUCCUCUACUAUGCGCUUGACGCUAGAAAGUGGUUCAAGGGGCCUGUCGUCACGGUGGAUGUCACACAAUUGUCCGCCGAGCAGGAGGAAGUGCUUCGAACUCAGCAGGGCUUGCAGCUCGAGGGAGAGCACCGCAAGAGCAGCGUGUCGAACACAACCGGCCUCAUCUCAUCCUGGUUCGUGGCCGAUCUCGACAUCCCCCGGGCCGACGCCAAAGCCAAGCACAUCAUCCAAGCCAUCGGCUCCUCAUCACUGGACAAAGGAAAGCAAUUUGCCGCCAAAUAUAUCAAACACUCCAAGCACGAACCCAAAAUCUAUGGCACCUACGACGAAGUCUACGCCGACCCGGACGUCGACUGCGUGUACAUUGGCUCGCCUCAUGGACUUCACAAGCGGGAUCUCCUCGCCGCCAUCAAUGCUGGGAAGAACGUGCUCUGCGAGAAGGCGUUCACUAUCAACGCAAAGGAGGCAGAGGAGGUCUUCGCUGCCGCCAAGGCAAAGGGCGUGUAUGUCCACGAAGCGAUGUGGUUGCGUCAUCGACCUAUGGUAGCGGAUCUGAGGCAGAUGUUGUAUGGGGAGAAAGUCAUUGGGGAGGUAUUUCGUGCAAGCAGUGAUUUCCAGAAUUACUUUGAUAUGGCCAAGCUGGAUAACUCGAGCCGCAUGAAGAACUUGGAUCUCGGCGCGGGGAGUCUGCUUGAUAUUGGGAUCUAUCCCCUGACGUGGUUGCUGCUGACGCUGGACCCGGAUCUGCCCGCGAAGCCGGAGGAGCCGAAGAUCCUGGCGGCGCAAGACUUCAAAGACGGCGUUGAGGUGACGACCAGUGCGAUCCUACACUUCAAGAAGAGUGGGAGGCAGGGUGUGCUGCUGUCGACAACGGAGAGGGGAAAUGGGGGUGACAAGGUCGUGGCGACGAUUGACGGGACAGAUGGUUUUGUGGAGGUUUGGGGUGGUGCGCCUAGUCAUCCGAAGUCGUUCGUGGUAUAUCCGAAGUGGCAGAAGGGCGGGGAGAAGCCGGAGGGGAAGAAGUAUGAUUAUGAGCAGAAGUGGCAGGGGUUUGUGUAUGAGGCGGAUAAUACGGCAUUGGACAUUGCUGCUGGGAAGAAGGAGAGUGAGAUCAUGCCGUGGGCUGAGACUGUGCGCGUGAUGCAGAUUAUGGACGAGAUCAGACGGCAGGGUGGAACAGUUUACCCUCACGAUAAAUGA
Molecule: messenger RNA, 2721 nt
Organism: Cyphellophora attinorum
Lineage: Eukaryota; Fungi; Ascomycota; Eurotiomycetes; Chaetothyriales; Cyphellophoraceae
Product: GABA-specific permease
Exons: 3
Coding region: 1-2721 (906 amino acids)
Biological process (GO): transmembrane transport
Cellular component (GO): membrane
Molecular function (GO): transmembrane transporter activity; nucleotide binding
Source: RefSeq, a predicted model, not a curated record